This is a messenger RNA of Stegodyphus dumicola, 1522 nucleotides long. RefSeq names its product Chitin binding Peritrophin-A domain-containing protein Gasp (gene Gasp). The record is from RefSeq and is a predicted model, not a curated record. Gene Ontology annotation, molecular function: chitin binding. NCBI's taxonomy places the organism in Eukaryota, Metazoa, Arthropoda, Arachnida, Araneae, Eresidae. Gene Ontology annotation, cellular component: extracellular region.
CUUUUUCCUAUCGAACGUUGUCGGAGGUAGACAGACGUUCGUGAUCUCUUCGCUUGGAGCACUCGCUUCUCUUCAUAUCGGGGGAAAUUUAUCGCUUAUUUUAUAAGAAAAUGAACGCUUUACUAAUGCUGUUUGCUAUGGCUGCCUUUGUGCCGGGUCAAAGGGAGGACUUUGACUGUCCUGAUAACUUCGGAUUCUAUCCUCACUACAGAAGCUGUGAUAAAUACUGGGCCUGCGAAAAUGGUACAGCAACUCUAAAAGUAUGCGGCAAUGGUCUGGUGUUCGACGAUGCCGAUCCUCUGAGAGAAAACUGCGCCUACCCAUUCAGCGUCAACUGCGGUGACAGGCCAGAUCUCGGUAAUUCCAUUUCCCGCCCUUGGCCUCGGUCUUUAUGAAUCUAACUCAACAAGCAUUGCCGAAUCUUCUAUUCUUGUUGGAACGGUGAAGCUUCCAGAUAUGAGUGCCCACCAGGCCUUGCCUACGAUGCUGAACAGAGGGUUUGCGUUUGGGCUGAUUUGGUAGAGAGGUGCGGACAGUUAGAAGUUGCUGAAGGAUUCGUUUGCCCCGACCCAUCUGAGGUUGAUCAAGCAGGUAUCUACAGUCGCCAUGCUCACCCCACUGAUUGCAGAAAAUUCUACGUAUGCAUCGAAGGAACAGCCAGACCCUAUGGAUGCAGUCUGGGAACUGUAUUCAAUGUCGACAGUCUCCAGUGUGACGAACCAGAAAAUGUUCCAGGAUGCGAGAACUACUACGGAGAUCUUGACGUGAAGGCACUGAAGAAAGCUCAAGGUUGAAAAGUCCUAAUGCCAACCUAGGGCUUCAAGAAACCCGACUUGUGUUUUCCAGUCAAAGUUCUUCGGACCAUCCAUCUUCUGUACAUUCCAUCUAAGCAAAAUACUUGCACCUUUCAUCAGAUUGUAAGACAUUCCUAAAUUGGAAAUACUUAAAUUCUACAUGCAUUUUAUGAGAUUUCCUCCUAUUCCUUUACGCGAGCGAGUCGACUUCAAUGCACCAGCUUGUGAAACAAUAUUAUUUAAGUUAUUAUUAUUUUUUUAUAAUGAAAUAUUAUUCUAUUAUUAUUAUUAUUAUUAUUAUUAUUAUUAUUAAUAUUUUUAUACCUGCGCAGCAAGAGCUUGCAAGAAAGUUUUGUGAUAGAAACAAAAUUUUGAGUUCAUGUUUUAAAGUUGUAUUUCAUUAUCUAAAAUUUCAAGCUUUGAUGUGACUUUACACCCUGGUUUCAUAACAAUGCCACUGCGCAGUUUUUAAACGUGCCAAUGCUAGCUUUUUUUUUCUAUUAUUAUUAUUAUUAUUCUCUAUUCGUAUUAUAUUAUCUACUUCCAGUCAGUCUCGGCGACUGAGAGUGGAUAAAAAAAUUUAAAUGUCUUAAUUUACUAAUGUGUGCUUUUUAUGAUACCUGAAUCAUUCAAAGUUUAUUUCUUUUCUCGGGAAGUAAACUGUGAUGAAUUAUGAAUGUAAGUGGUUCACAUUUUGUUUGAUGUAAAUAAAAAUUUCUAAAAAAAUA